GGGCUGUUUCUGUGCUCUGCUUCUUACAUGUGUCAUUGCAAAUUGGUGUGGGUAAUGGGUAGGACAUGCGUGUGAAGUAUUUUGUUCAGCUGUUAACAUUUUUCAGUGCCCUUGUGCCAUAUGGAUUAAAUUGUUCAGAGUCAUGUAGCAACACUACUCUCAACAUUUGGCUGGGCUCGGAGGUCUUGCUCCCAUGCAGCCUUUUGAAAAGUGGAAAAACCGAAGAAGUCAGGUGGAGCCAAACUUCCAGCCUUCUGAGCAUCGGGUCUUCUGGAAAUGUCACCUUUGAGGAUCCUAGGGAUGGCAGAUUGACAGCAUUCCCCAUCCUGUUUGACAGAGGAAACUUUUCCAUCCUCAUUCAUCAGUUUCAGGCCUCUGACGUAGGCAUCUACUGCUGUCGGCUGAGCCACGAGUGCCAGAGAGUCGAAAUAAAGCUCUCGCAAAGUUCAGAAAGUCACAAAGGAGGCUUGAAUUUCCCAUGGUAUUACAUUGCUGCAGGAGUUGGAAUAUUUAUUCUGCUUGUGACUGUAUUUUGUCUUAUCUACAAAUUCAGAGGAAAGUGUCUAAAAAGUGCAUCUGAUUCUUAUUACGUCAACCAAGAACAAAGGGAGGCAGAACAUAGAGAUCGUGUUGACAGCACCAAGGUUGAUGAGUGUGAUGGUGAGUAUGAAGAUAUAGAGAGUGAUACACACGGGGCGGAUUAUGAAAACGCACCAGGAGAAGAUACAGUGAGGGAAGAGCAGGACGAAGAUUAUGUAAACACUGAGAGAAGAAAUGGUCAUGAUCAGUAUUAUGAUACUGACAGAGAGUACCCUGCUGAACACCAUGUGGAGAGAGAUAUGCAAGGUUACCAUGACAGUGAUGUCUAUGAAAAUGAUGAGCACAUUCCCAAACAAAAGUCAAAAUUCCCCCCAAAAGCAGCAGCAUUCAGAAAAAUGCCAAAUCAGCAGCCAGGUUCAGUAGGACUGUACUAUGCCAAUGAGUCAGAGAUAGACAAGUCUCGCUGUGCUAGGAACAGAAACAAAGACAAAGCAGAAUAUCAAUUCAAAAAUCCAUUAUAUGACCGAACUCCAGCAAACAAUAAAUAAACAAUCAUCUUCCAACUCACUGAAAACAUGCCUGUUUAAGUUUAUGUACUGUAAUAUUCUGUAAUGGUAUUGUUCCACUGGAUUUGUGACUUAAUAAGAAAAUAGUCUAAAUGGGUACAUGGUUCUGGUUUAUACUGCAUAAAGAUGUCUGAGGUCAUGUAUGAGUGUGAUUUCUUUCAUUGUUUAUCAGGCUUAAUCAUCAUCAGUUAUAUACUUUUGAGAUAUUUUUUCUUGUGAAGAUAAAUCAAUAAAUAGGUCCUUAACUCUUUCUUUUGAGUCUGAUGAUUUUGUGCUGAGUUUCUGAUUAAUGCAGUAUUUAUGAAGCUAAAAAGUUUUCCUCUGAGGCUCGUUUUUAGAUCUAUGAGGCCUUCUGCCUUCAGCAUGCACGUCUGCUAGAGAGAGAAUGUUCUUCAAAUUAUCACAAGUCGAACGAUUUUCAUUGUAUGUCAUUUUGUUUUUGUAAAAACCAUUAGAUUAGAGAUGCAGUUCAACCUAAUCAAGGUUACACGGACCCAGGCCAGUGGGAAGAUAGAGAGAAGCUGCAACAGAAGAUACCUGGGUGACAGUCAGAGAAAAGCUCUUAUGGCUUAGUGAUUUUUACUGAAAUAAUAUUAUACAGCACAACCUUGUAUUAUUUUAAUAAAUCUAAAUAAGGGAUUUUGUGCAUUUUUUUUUGGACCGAUUAUUUAUUUAUUUUAAAGAUUUUAAACUUCUUUUUUUUUUUUUUUUUAGUUAACUAAAACAAUUUAACAAACCAAAAACUACACUUGUUUGGUUGGAUCAAUACAGUUAUGGAUUAAUUAAAUGUGUAUAUACACCA
Ictalurus furcatus (blue catfish) is the source of this 1908-nucleotide messenger RNA. RefSeq lists its product as uncharacterized. NCBI's taxonomy places the organism in Eukaryota, Metazoa, Chordata, Actinopteri, Siluriformes, Ictaluridae. Bases 66 to 1088 code for a protein of 340 amino acids. The record is from RefSeq and is a predicted model, not a curated record. The transcript has 10 exons.